CCGUCCAGUGAUCACCGCCGCGCUGCGGGACCCGCACGCGUCCGUGCGCCGCGCCGCCGUCGUGGCCUGCCGCCUCUUCGGUCGCAGCAACCCGGGCGACCCGACCGAUCACGUUGAUGACCUGUACCGGCUGAUUCGUUCCGAUGACCCGCUCCUCGUGCAUGCCUGCCUGAUGACCUUGGACGACAUUUUGGAGCCGGAAGGUGGCGUAGUCAUCAGCAGGUCCAUGGUCAAGCACCUCACAUCCAGGAGUCACAACCUGCCUAGCACCGUGCUGGUGGACGUGCUGCGGCUGCUGAUGCGGUACGAGCCCGGCUCGGACCAGGAGAGGCUCGAUAUCAUGAACCGACUCGACUGGCUCCUCGCCUCGCCACAGCCGCAUCUGGUUGAGGCGGCGCUGCAGCUAUACUUCCACUUGUGCUCGGGAGAGCUGUGCCAUCUGCGCGCGGACGCGGUGGCGCGCGCCGCCGCCGCCCUCUGCCGGCCGGCCGACGCCACGCCGCCGGUACGCUGGCUCACCCUCGAGCUGGUGCGCCGGCUCGGGCCCGAGCACCAUCCGGCCUUCUCUCCCCACUACCGGUACUUCGUGCCGCGACCGUCCGAUGGCGGCGCACUCUCGCUGCGGCUGGUGCAGUUCGUGUGGCGGCUGGCGGGACCCGACCGGUACCUGUUCACAGCGCCCAAAGUCUUCCUCGCUGGCUCGCCUGAGCGGGUGUGUCUGACCCUGUUCGACGUGCCCGAGACCGGCGACCUGACGCUGACGUUGAAGAGAAGUGAGAGUAGGCCCGACGGUCGCACAGCACACCCAGCAGGUGUCGGGCGUGGCGGGUGA
Molecule: messenger RNA, 832 nt
Organism: Pollicipes pollicipes
Lineage: Eukaryota; Metazoa; Arthropoda; Thecostraca; Pollicipedomorpha; Pollicipedidae
Product: AP-4 complex subunit beta-1
Exons: 6
Coding region: 173-832 (219 amino acids)
Source: RefSeq, a predicted model, not a curated record